Molecule: messenger RNA, 2657 nt
Organism: Annulohypoxylon truncatum
Lineage: Eukaryota; Fungi; Ascomycota; Sordariomycetes; Xylariales; Hypoxylaceae
Product: kinase-like domain-containing protein
Exons: 4
Coding region: 373-2538 (721 amino acids)
Biological process (GO): peptidyl-threonine phosphorylation
Cellular component (GO): cytoplasm
Molecular function (GO): protein serine/threonine kinase activity; ATP binding
Source: RefSeq, a predicted model, not a curated record
CCUAGAUGAUAAGUAAGAAUGCCUGUGUGAUCCGAAUAGCAAGAAGAUUCCUCUACUUUAGCAGGAGCGAUCCAUACUUGAAUUCGAUGUGGCAGUCGUGAAGCAUAGGCUUGCCUCGGAUAAUUUUUGAAUUAAAAUAUGAUCGGAGAACAAAGUACCUGUUCAAGGUUCUCUAACCGGCGUCGUGCUAAUCUAUAUCCUCUCUCUGUAUAUAAGUCGACUCUGGGCUUCCGUCAGUAACGGGGUCUGAUGGUUGAUUUAAUGUGCACCUAAUGGUUUGCACUCUCUAUUUAAUUGAAUAACACAGGACGCACCUUUUUUACACCAUUCUUUCUGUUUUUUGUAGCUCGUGAUUACUUCGCUGUCUUCAACAUGCAUCCCCUUUGGCCCUACUUGCCACCUACUUCAUCUCGUUCAGAGAUACCACGACGGGAUGUAUUGUCACCCGCAAAUGUGGCACCUGCUAGAUCACCGUUACCAGAGAGUAUGACUCUAUUACAGGAAUUCCAACAAGAUAUUGCUCAUGCCAAAAGAAUGGCGCCGCCCCGUUCCACGGCCGGGUUGUACAGAAUUGCCUGUUCGGUGGAAUUACUGUUUCUUAUAGACACGACCGGGUCUAUGAAACCAUAUAUAGACGCUGCCAGGAAGCAAGUCCGGGAUAUAGUUGCCGAAGCUCAAAAAGCUUUCCUCGAAGAAGCCCUACUCCGUGUUGCAGUGGUAGGAUACAAAGACCAUGCAGAUAUCCCCAAUAUUCAAUUCCUCGAUUUCACUCCAGAUACGGUUAGAGUGAAGCAGUUCUUAGAUACUCUUGUCGCUGCGACUGGGGGCGGUGGCGACUCAGCUGAAGAUGUCCUCGGCGGCAUUCGACAGGCAACCAACGCCAGUUGGUCCCAGGAGGCGCGUUGUAUCGUCCAUAUCGCCGAUGCGCCUCCACAUGGUCGUAAUCUGCACGAUAUGACGGGUAGCGGUAGAGAUUGUUAUAUCGAGCCUGGGAGUGAGCCGCAUCGGCUCACCUAUGAGCCACUCCUCAACCAGCUAGUCCGUCUGAAUAUCAACUACGCGCUACUACGUAUCAGUAGAGAUACGGAUCGAAUGGCCUCAGCCUUCUCGACAGUAUACAAGACGGCCCACGCGGAAGUCCAACUCCACCAGUCCAACCGCUAUUACGGGGACUUCCAAGCCGGUAAAGCUUUUGGGAGUAGGGCGUAUGUGAAGAACAGUGUUGCUGCGGUGUUGCAAUUCGAGGAGCUAGAGCUUGGCACGACGUUCCACUCGCUCAAACAUUUAGUAGGCAAAUCCAUCAGCAGCUCAGUAUCUCGGACAGUAGGUCGUUUAUCGAGUUACGGAAAUGUGACUACUGGCAAACGUACGAAACCGCCAGCUCGUCUUACUGUCGUUGGUGAGGAGGAAAUUCCCAUGAUGGUUCCCGUGGAGAACCUUUCGCCACAAUGGGACAACCAUGGCUGGUUCGAUAAGAGACUAGUAGUCGAGGGCCUAUGUCCGGACUUGGUUAUGCACAGCGCCGCUACGUUUUAUGAUAUGAUGACACAAGACGACCAAAUGGGACUCAGUCCCAUCCAACUAGUCAUCGAAGCGCGAUCGAAGCCAUUUAGUCAAGGUGCGAUGCGCACAGCAGCUUAUGCGCGCAUACCUUCCUCCACCGGCCGUUUUGUAGUGAAGUCUUUCAAGAAGCAGGGCGCGCAGAUUGCCAAUUUGGCGGAGCAUAUGCAGUGCCAGGCUAUGUGCAAAGCAUUUGCGAUCGAGUUUAAUGCCUUGUUAGGUGGCCUGUAUCGCGAAUACUCCAUUGACUUCAUCAUAACAGCGGCAUUGACAAGCAAGUCGUCCACGGGCGUCCGACAAGAGUACAUCUCGCUUGAGCCCUACAUCAAUGGAACUUACGUCAAAUAUAACGGCAACCAAGGCUAUGUCAAUGAUAAUAAUUUCGACCCAUCCAACCAGGCGGCACAGGCGUUCUCGCACUUUACUUUCGAGCGCUCACAGGGUCAACUUUUGGUCAACGACUUGCAAGGUGUAGGCAACUUACUAACUGAUCCUGCUAUUCAAACGAAGGACAGAAACAGAUUCAAGCUGUGUGGUACGAACUUGAAUGAGGAAGGUUUCAAGUUCUUCAUGGCUACGCACAAUUGCAACCAUCUAUGCCACUUGCUACGGUUGAGGAGCAAUAAAGCAAUGCUCAAGGAAGGCGGUAUUUUGCAGUUUAGGACGUACUGGCCGAACGUGGAGAGCAUGAACUACUGCUCCAACAAACUAUGCCGCCGGAUCUUGCACAACGCCGCCGAUAACAAGUCGGCUAUAUACCCAGGUUACUGGUGCGAUUCGUGCAAGCCGCAACUAUAUUCAACAAUAGAAAAGAGGAUAUGCCUAGAACUUGGUCAGACGCAUAGACAUGAUCUUUCUAAGUUCUUCCACGAGUCUCAAGGUGAAGCACUACCGUCUAAGUGCCCUCUUCACCCUAACGCAGACCUAAUUGAGCCUAGACCUAUUGGAUUCGGAUUUCCUCUUGGAUUUUAUCUUUAGAAAGAGUUAAUAAAAAUGUUUAUGUUUUCCACACGGAGUGUUUUAUAUCAAAAGAAUUGCAACCAGUGACAUGACGAAAUGACGACGAACUAGGGUAGCCCUCCCUACAUCCCCUACGC